Messenger RNA from Eucalyptus grandis, 2279 nucleotides. Its product is annotated as LON peptidase N-terminal domain and RING finger protein 1. Lineage: Eukaryota; Viridiplantae; Streptophyta; Magnoliopsida; Myrtales; Myrtaceae. The record is from RefSeq and is a predicted model, not a curated record. Bases 518 to 1993 code for a protein of 491 amino acids. The transcript has 18 exons. Gene Ontology annotation, molecular function: protein binding.
GGUGCAGGGGGUGAAAGCACAGCAAAAUCUCUGCGCAAACGGCCAAGAAAGCCUCUUCAAGAUUUCCUUCCCCAUCCCCCAUCCGAAGGGAGGAGACCACGCAGCCUGCGUCUCCUGUCUUUCCCUUGUCAGAGUCCCCACCAAACCCCACCUCCUCCUGCUUUUACAUGGAUUAAAAUGAAAAGUUAGAGAGAGAGAGAGAGAGAGAGGGGAUGGUGGUGGAAUAAUAUCGAGCGGAAGCGUGUGCAUAUUGGGUAUUGAGCGACGUCCAGCGAAACACGUAUCCGAUACUGGUCCGCGAACGCAUGAAGGACCCGCGAGCGAACACGACGAUGCGCCAGUGACGCCGCUGUUGCCCGCAUUUAUUUUCCCCCGCUUCAAGAUAAGGCGCGCGCCCUCCCUCGCUUCGUCGUGUUAUCGAGGCCCGGGGGGAGCCGACGAUUCUUGGGUCCGAGCGAAUUUUCUCUCCUUUUGUGGUUGGUGUUGGGAAGGAGGAGGAGGAGGCGGGUCGUUUCGAAUGUCGGGCGAGGAAUCGUCUUCUGGGUUCUCGGCUCUCGAAGGGGUCGAAGACGUGGAAGACUACAUCUGGGCGAAUGAGGGUGAAGGGUCGCUGCCCUGGGACAGUUUUAGUCAUGUCUUUGAUCUUGUGCAAAAUGGAAACCAAGCAUUUCGACAGAAUCGUCUUGAAUCAUUUGAAAAGUCGAUCGAUUACUACUCAAGGGCAAACAAUAUCAAGCCCAAUGAUCCUGUCAUUCUUGGGAACCGAUGUGCUGCUUAUAUAAGGAUAAGCCAAUUCUUAAAACUCAGAAAUCCGUCAGACUCUGAACAUAGUGCAUUGAAUGGCCUGGAUCCUACAAUACAUGCAGAACUCGCUUUAAAGGAUGCUGAGAAGCUACUGAGUCUUCAAAGUACUUCAGUCAGACCAUAUACUUUGAAGGCCAAAACUCUUUUAUUGUUGGAGAAGUAUGAAAUGGCUAGGGACAUAGUAAUAUCUGGUCUUCAGGUGGAUCCUUUUAGCAAUCCUCUUCGAGCUAUUCUCCAAUAUUUGGAGAGAAAUUUGACUGGACUAGUGGAGAGGCGAGGCCAUGGAAGACCCGAGCGUACGGAUGACUUUGAUUGCACACUAUGCUUGAAACUACUAUAUGAGCCAAUCACAACGCCGUGUGGUCAUUCUUUUUGUCGUUCAUGCUUGUUUCAAUCUAUGGAUCGUGGUAACAAAUGUCCAUUGUGCCGGACAGUUUUAUUUAUGAGUCCUAGAACAUCUGCUGUCAGUGUGACACUUAACAACAUCAUUCAAAAGAACUUUCCAGAGGAAUAUGCCGAAAGGAAGGCAGAGCGUGAAAGUCUUACGUAUUUAGGAGUUGAUUUGGUGCCCCUUUUUGUGAUGGAUGUGGUUAUCCCUUGCCAGAAGUAUCAUCUUCACAUUUUUGAGCCCCGAUACAGGCUCAUGGUGAGGAGGAUAAUGGAAGGGAACCAUCGGAUGGGAAUGGUUGCAAUUGAUUCCAGUACCGGAUCUAUUGCUGAUCUUGCUUGUGAAGUGGAAAUUACUGAGUGUGAGCCACUUCCAGAUGGGCGUUUCUUUAUAGAGGUAGAGGGCAGGCGCAGAUUUCAUAUAAUACGAUCCUGGGAUCAGGAUGGAUAUCGUGUUGCGGAAGUUGAAUGGGUACAAGAUGUGCAUCCUCCACAAGGGAGCAGAGAAGGAGUCGAUUUACUAGAAUUGACCACUAAUGUAGCUGAAGAUGCUUUGUCCUGGUUGACAAGAGCCAAACAAGCAGCACGACAAGAUAGAUCCAAGUAUGAAAAACUACUAAGCCUGGAGCGCAUGAUGCCCUCACCCCAAGAUCCUGAGCGCUUUAGUUUCUGGCUUGCUACUCUAACAAAUCGGAGGCCCCAGGAAAAGUUGGAUCUCUUGCGAAUAAAAGAUACUAGAGAGAGAAUCAACCGAGGGUUGAUCUAUCUCAGAACCGAAGAACAGGGCUGCCGGAUGCAGUAAUACCAAUAGUAAUCAGGGGUUUGUGCCCCCACAAGUUUUCCGCAAAUAGAUUUUUUUCUUCUUCUUCAAAAAGUAUAUUUAUUUUUUGAUCCGCAAAUCGAAAUUUGUGGAUCCCUAUUGAUUUCUUGUAAAAUGAAUGCUGUAACGGCUAUAUGUGAAGGUACAAUUUUGGUCCGACAUAGCUGAUAGAGUAAGAACGCGAAUCUUGUCGGAACAUAGGCAAUACAGUCAGCGGCCUGCAGGUCCUCUGACCUUCGAAAUCUGAUCUUGAAAUCGAUUUUCUGAA